Messenger RNA from Mya arenaria, 2828 nucleotides. RefSeq lists its product as uncharacterized. The transcript has 3 exons. The record is from RefSeq and is a predicted model, not a curated record. The coding region runs from base 133 to 867 and encodes 244 amino acids. NCBI's taxonomy places the organism in Eukaryota, Metazoa, Mollusca, Bivalvia, Myida, Myidae.
ACAAGAAGAAAAAUUGAGAAAAUUGUGAUUGAUGAAAGAACUUUUUGCAAAUUUGGAAUUCCAUUUAGAUACAGCGAAUCGUAUAGGAAAGAUUAGAUGUCCAUUGGAUAAAUAGAUUAUUCAUAUUAAAAUAUGACUGGUGGCGCACCGGGCAACACCACCGACACUGAAGUCCUCGUGGCGGAGGAGCGGGUGGAAGCAAUGUCCAUCAUUGUCUGGUCGGUCGGCGCCCUGCUACUUCUCGCCCUUCUUUCCCUCCUGGCGCGCAUUGUCCUCGCCCGCCGGAAACAGGAAUUUGACGACGCGUGUGAUUAUGAUUAUUAUGGCGACCCUGUACCUCGAAACACGGAGAGUAGACCAGCCUUACGCCUAUUCAUAGAUGGUCAAGGUUACGUUGUUGAGCCCGGUUCGCCGUCACGUGACACUGCUAGUCUCGUUCCCGCUACGGAUAAUACGGUAGCGGGUUCUCCGGAAUGGCGUCAAAACGCUCCACCGUACAGUGCUCAAAAUGAUACCAAUGCAAGACAGAUUAACGAAACGUCAACACCGAAUAGAUCUCGACAGAACAGUGCAUCAAAUUCUAUCCAAAGAUCAACUCAAAGUUUACCAAACAAUUCGGAGAUUUUGACAAGACAUUUACGGGUCGGAGAAUAUGUUAAUAGUUUACCAUCGCCCGUUCCUUCACAGCAAACGGCGGAAAUACUGCCCGAUGACUUCACAGGAUGUCAUGCCACGAUUAAUGGUUACGUCAUCAGUCCACCCUCAUAUUACGACGUUGUAAACUCGUCUAGUCCUGAAAUCCCUUCAGUUAUAGUGGACAGACCCGCUACUCGACCACAGCCAAGGAGAAUACUAUUUUCGUUAUGAUAGUUUGAUUGAAAUUUUGUUAAAAUCGACGUUUCGACAAUAUCAAUUCACAGUCAAUGAAAGUAAAUAGUGUGCAGAGACAAUAGCGUAUGUGCACAAUUGAAGUCGGAUCUACUCAUUAAAGCAUCAUUGACGUCACCGAAACAUCCGAUAAUGCUAAAAAUGGCGCACAACGACAACGAUAUUUCGUUAAAAGAGUGUAACUAGUCAGUUUAUGACAUAAACAUAAUUAGCUGGGGUUGUUUUCAAUAUUUGUCUUAAUUGUAUGUAAGAUCGAUGUAGCUAAUCGGAUCGAAUUGUAUAAAUAAUAGACAUAUACAGUGACUGAGGCCAAUGAUAAAUUACCGUAAGAUUGAAUAUGCAUAUUGAAUACCACCCAAGAGGGGCUUUCUAUUUGAGUGUCAUGUUUGGGCCAAAUUCAAUUACAAACAUGUAUGUAAUCAGAUUGUUCGUGAUGAUUUAACAGAGAGAAAAAUGUCAAUGAAACCCGAUAAUGCUUUGAUUUUAAAGACAUAAUUCUACCGUUCCUGAUAUUUCGUUAAAUAACCUGAUGGCAUUCGUUAUCCAAAUAAUCACGGAACAUGGAGAUGUCAAAUAGAAAUAUUACGAUAGUAUACCUUAUUUCAUAUGUUAGCCUUACCUCUUUGGUUAAUAUUUCAGUAAGUUUGCGGCUGAAAUAAGAGUAUAUUUCAGUGAUAGUGCUGAUCACAUUUAUUUUUGUGUUGGAUGGCAGAUGAUACUAUGUCUGGUUCAUUAUGAAAAAUCCAGUUUAACAAUUUUGCCUCCUCCAUGUUGCUUGGAAAUCAACCUCGGAUGUAUUGGACGGUUUACAAUGUCAGAAUUCAUUACAUUUAACUACGCUGUAAGUAGAUCGCGUAGAAAUUUCCAUUUAGUAGUUAAAGUUUAGGACUUGACUCUAAGGAAUUUUAUUACUUAGAAUGCAGUAAUAGACUUCACUAAAACAAUUUGAACUUAGAAUAAAACGUACGCGUUAAAACAGUACACUUCAUAAAUAUUAGUAUUACUUUAUCGAACUACUUUGACUCAUGCUACGGCAUACGUCAGAGUCUCGUCGUUCGGCGGAGAUGGCCGAGGUGUUCCGAUUAGACUUUUACUUUCAGACCAAAACAUGUACAUAUCUAACAUUAGCAUAAUUUGACGUGACAGAGAUGUUUCUAGUCUUUGCGUUUUGAUUAUUUUCGUAGAUUUUAUUUUAAUAACUAAUAUAAUAAUAUAUUGACUUAUAUCUACAUAAUUAUGAUAUUAUCUUGUAUAAUGGUGCUAUACACACGUAUACAUAUAUAGUGCUUGUACAUGUUUUGUUUGUGUUCAUAAUAAAAAUGGCGUAUAAUAUAGCAAUCUCCUACGCAGUGAUCUCCCCUGAAGAGCAGAAAUAGAUCCCAGCCACACUGAGCGAGUAUAACUGGAUUUCAACUGUAUAAACUACAUAAAAUUAUGGGUUUUUUUCUACUCUAUUUUUUUGGACUGAUGUUAUCAAAUUUUAAUAAAUCAAUGUGUUUUUGAGGUUUAAAUACAAAAAAAAAAAUACUUAAAAUUUAAUGUAUUUUAAAAUCUUCACCGAUAUGGUGAUUUGCAUGGUGGCAGGAUUAACUGUACUGCAAGGGGAGUUAUAACCCUACAUGGAGUUUGAUAAAACAGUUAAGUUUAUAUGCGUAUUUCUUGGAAAAGAGAAGUAUGUCAUCAUUUCUUCACAAAUUAAAGGUCGCAUUUAUUUACAAAGGCUAACCACAAUCUAUUUUCAGAAAACGGAAGUCUAUUGAAUACCAUUCUUUUUUAUUAAUGCGUAUUUCUUAUCAUAUACAUAUAUGGAUUGUAUGCUACAAAACGAGUGAAUCAUCCGGUUUAUGAGUUUUUCGAAAAUUUACAGCUUUUGAAUGAUUUAUUUUAAUACAUUGUACAUGUAUAAAAUAUAUUAGUAAUGUUCUUUAAAUAAAUGAUAU